UUUAUAUUUCCUCUCCCUGCCAAACCUCAUUCUCCCCAUCCAAACGAGCCCUUGAGAGUAAGAGAAAAAGAGAGAAAUGGGAGCGAAAACGCCGAUCUCUGUAGAUACAAUGGCGAAGGAGAAAGAGAACGGUGACGGUCAAGUUCAGGUGACGGUGGACCUCGAUGCCGGAGCUCUGUUUGUACUUAAAUCCCGAGGAUCAUGGUGGCAUUGUGGGUACCACUUGACGACAUCCAUAGUGGCACCAUCGCUGCUAAGCCUUCCCUUUGCGUUCAAGAUGCUAGGUUGGGUUGGCGGAAGUGUAGGCCUUGCUUUUUGUGGUUUAGUCACUUUCUAUGCCUACCAUCUCCUAUCGCUCGUUUUAGAGCACCACGCUAUGAAUGGUUCUCGUUUACUUAGGUUUCGGGAUAUGGCUACUAAUAUUCUUGGACCCAAAUGGGGCACUUUCUAUGUGGGCCCAAUCCAAUUUGGGGUGUGUUAUGGUUCUGUUGUUGCUGGAAUUCUUAUUGGCGGUCAAAACAUGAAGUAUAUUUAUGUGCUCUCAAAUCCAGAAGGGACAAUGAAAUUAUACCAAUUUAUAAUAAUAUUUGGAUCAUUAAUUCUGAUUUUGGCUCAAAUUCCAUCUUUCCAUUCUCUAAGGCAUAUCAACCUUCUCUCCCUCACUCUCUCCCUUGCUUACAGUGCCUGUGUGACAGUUGCUUCUUUAAUACUAGGUUAUUCCAAGAAUGCACCUCCCAAAGACUACUCCGUUCAAGGGUCCGCAGUCGGACAGCUAUUUAAUGCCUUCAAUGGCAUUUCAGUCAUUGCAACUUCUUACGCAUGUGGAAUGGUUCCCGAAAUACAGGCAACUUUAGUAGCUCCCGUGAAAGGCAAGAUGUUCAAAGGGCUAUGUCUUUGUUACGCAGUGAUAGCAGCCACCUUUCUGAGCGUAGGCAUUUCAGGGUAUUGGGCCUUCGGAAAUGAGGCCAAGGGAACAGUUCUUACUAAUUUCAUGGGCCAAAAUCAGUUACCCUCUUGGCUUCUCAUCAUGACCAAUGCCUUCUGCCUCUUGCAAGUCUCAGCCGUCACCGGCGUUUACUUACAACCCACGAACGAAUUAUUCGAGAAGAAAUUAGCAGACCCAACUAAAAAACAAUUUUCGACCCGUAACAUUGUGCCGAGGUUGAUAUCACGGUCGUUAACAGUGAUCAUUGCCACCAUAUUUUCAUCCAUGUUGCCUUUCUUUGGGGAUCUAAUGGGACUAAUUGGAGCACUAGGGUUCAUUCCUCUCGACUUCAUCAUGCCGAUGGUUUUCUACAAUGCGACUUUCAAGCCUUCGAAGAGAACCUUUAUUUUUUGGAUAAACAGUGUGAUUGUGGCGAUUUCAUCAGUACUUGCUGCAAUUGGAGGCGUUGCAGCCAUUCGACAAAUCAUUUUGGAUGCUAAAGAAUAUCGUUUAUUUGCUAACGUGUGACCUAAAUAUCACUGGUAGUCACUUAUAGCAAAUGUUAUUAAAAAAAUAAGUGUACGUUGUCAUGUUUUAAUAUAAUAUCGCUUUUUAAAA
This is a messenger RNA of Cucurbita moschata (crookneck pumpkin), 1543 nucleotides long. Its product is annotated as GABA transporter 1-like. The transcript is spliced from 7 exons. Bases 77 to 1453 code for a protein of 458 amino acids. The record is from RefSeq and is a predicted model, not a curated record. Gene Ontology annotation, cellular component: plasma membrane. Lineage: Eukaryota; Viridiplantae; Streptophyta; Magnoliopsida; Cucurbitales; Cucurbitaceae.